Molecule: messenger RNA, 2951 nt
Organism: Cryptomeria japonica (Japanese cedar)
Lineage: Eukaryota; Viridiplantae; Streptophyta; Pinopsida; Cupressales; Cupressaceae
Product: pentatricopeptide repeat-containing protein At2g13600
Exons: 2
Coding region: 120-2228 (702 amino acids)
Biological process (GO): RNA modification
Molecular function (GO): protein binding; RNA binding
Source: RefSeq, a predicted model, not a curated record
CCUCUCCUAAGACCCCAUUUUAAAAAUGGGGUUUUGGAAAUGGAGGUUGAAGGAUAUGUACGUAAUAUUGGGUUUGCAAUCAACUAAGAAAAUGGGGGAAUGGAGUUAGCAUUCAUACAAUGAUAAAGCCAAUGCCAGCGCCAUCCAUCAAUCUCACGGCAUUAUGUAAACAGGGUCGGUUGAACGAGGCGCUGCACAUUCUCCUUACUUCACACAACCCACCUGCAUAUUCUUCUAUAUAUCUUCAACUAUUACAAACCUGCAUCGUCAACAAUGCACUUUCACAAGGCAAACAAAUCCACUCCCUCAUCACUCACAGGAGGUUUCUGUUUACCACAUGUGCGUUUUUUCAGAAUAAUCUCAUCAACAUGUAUGUCAAGUGUGGUAGUUUGGUAAAUGCACGUAAAGUGUUUGACGAUUCGAUAGAACGAGACGCCUCAUCAUGGAACACCAUGAUUGCAGCUUACAGAAGACAUGGAUGUCCUCAAGAGUCAUUGGAAUUGUUUUAUCAAAUGCAACGAAACGGUAUGCAACCCGAUCAGUUUACUUUUGCUAGCAUACUCCCAGCCUGUGCCAAAAUGAGAGCUUUCGAACAGGGCAUUGCCAUCCAUCAAACAAUAAUUGAAAAGGGGUUUUUGUCAGAUGUUGUUGUUGCAAGUGCUGUGGUAGACAUGUAUGCAAAAUGUGGAAGCAUACACAAGGCACGGGAACUGUUUGACAGAAUGCCUGGUAAAAAUGUGGUCUCUUGGAAUGCAAUGAUUGCAGGAUACGCACAAAAUGGUGCUCUGGAAGAGGCCUCAAGGCUUUUCAAAGAAAUGCCUCAACCAGAUGUCGUCUCAUGGAAUUCCAUGAUUGCAGGAUAUGCACAAAAUGGGUUUGCUGAAAAGGCCUCGGAGACGUUCAAGCAAAUGCAAUGUGCAGGUUUAAAUCCAAACUCCACAACCUUUAUCAUCAUUCUGCCAGCUUGUGCUAAAAUGGGAGCUGUAGAACAGGGAAUGCACACUCAUCAAAGCAUAAUUGAAAGUGGAUUUGUAUCGAAUAUUGUAGUUGCAAAUGCGCUGAUAGACAUGUAUGCAAAAUGUGGAAACAUUCACAGUGCACGCAAUGUAUUUGACAGAAUGCUUCAAAGAGACGUGGUUUCAUGGAAUGCGAUGAUUGUAGGAUAUGCGCAAAGUGGUGUUCUUGAUGAGGCUUCAAGGCUUUUCGAUGGAAUGCCUCAAAGAAAUGUGGUCUCAUGGAAUGCGAUGAUCUCAGGAUAUGCACAGAAUGGGUUUGUUGAAAAUGCCUUGGAAACGUUUAAGCAAAUGCGCUUGGCAGGUGUAAAGCCAGACUCAACCACCUUUGCUAGCAUCCUUCCAUCCUUUGCCAAAAUGGGAGCUUUAGAACAGGGCAGGAACAUCCAUCAAAUCAUAAUUGAAAACGGAUUUUUGUCAGAUGGCGCAGUUGCAAAUGCCCUUAUAGACAUGUAUGCAAAAUGUGGAAUUAUACAUCAGGCAUAUGAACUGUUUGAUAAUAUGCCUCGGAGAAAUAUAGUCUCCUGGACUGCAAUGAUUGCAGGGUAUGCACAAAAUGGAUAUUGCAAGGAUGCCCUCAAACUGUUUGAACUAAUGAAACACCGUGGAACAUGCCCUGACAAUGCGAGCUUCUCUUGUGUUUUAUUUGCUUGCAGUCAUGCAGGUUUAGUGGCUGAGGGCUGUAAAUACUUUAAUAGCAUAAGUUAUUCUUAUUGCAUUACGCCUACAUUUGAUCAUUAUGUGGGCAUGGUUGACCUCCUUGGCCGUGCGGGUUAUCUCGAGGAAACACUAAACUUUAUUAUCAAAAUGCCAUUUAAACCUGUGAUAAUUGUGUGGAUGUGUUUAUUUGCUGCCUGUAGAUCGCAUAAGAAUAUGGGGUUAGGCAUGUUUGCAGCAACACGCCUCUUUGAACUGGAUCCUGAAAAUGCCGCGUCUUAUGUGCUUCUGUCAAACAUCUAUGCAGAAGUAGGCAGGUGGAGUGAGGUUCAAAAGGUAAGGAGAUUGAUGAAAGACAGAGGGAUUAAAAAAACACCUGGAUGUAGCUGGAUCGAAAGUCAUCAAAUGGUUCAUGCCUUUGGUGUAGGAGACCAAUCACACCAAAAAACACAGGAGAUAUAUGCAAAGUUGGAAAAAUUGUCUUGGGAGAUGAAGGCAGCAGGGUAUUCUCUAGAUUCAAAACAUGAACUUAAUGAUGUGAAAGACGAAAAAGAAUAAUUCCUCUGUCACCAUGGUGAUAAAUUGGCGAUUGCAUCUGAAUGUUGAAGAUUGCCCUGAGAAUUAUUAGAUUUGUUAAGAACCUUCGAGUAUGGGUUGAUUCCCACACUGAAACAAAGUUUAACUCAGAUUGUUGCAAGACAAACUGUUGUGAGAGAUCCAAACUGGCUUUAUAAUUUGAAUUAAUGGUGGUGCUAUGUGAAGAAAUCUGUAAACAUAGGCUUGUACUAUAACGUGCUUCACGUCAGACUUGCAGUGGCAAAGAAGUCAUCAGGAAACCUGCAUAUCUUGAAUGAAAAGCUGGAAGAGGUGGUGGAAACUGGGAAAAAGUAAGAGAGGAACACUUGAAAUAGUAAGAGGAGGUGGAAGCAGGAAAAAGCAAGAUAGGAACACUUAAAAGAAAUAGAAAGAUGCCUUCCUAGUUAAAAAGGUGAGAGAAGGGUGUAUAAUUAAUUCAUUUAUUUUAUCUCUGUCAUUUUGUUUGGAUUAAUUGUAUUGAUCUGUGUUUAUGACAGGUGUGUUAUUGGGAACUAAAUCACUUAUAUGAGAUUAUGUACUCAAAAUUUAUACAUUUGGCAUCCUUUUGAUAUGGCAGAGUUCUAAUGUUUCUUUAUAUCCUUUUUCUUUGUGGAAGGACUGAUAAUGUUCGUAACUUGCAUGUUUAUAUUUUUUUUUAUUAAUUUGUUUUUAGGUAAAAGAAAAUUUUUAGAAUGUAUAUAUGUA